UUGUCUGGUAUCGUGUAUUGCUUAUUGUACUUAAUAGGCAUUGGAAUUAAUUCGUAGCGUUUGUUACGGCCUGCUGAUUUUGAUGGGGCAAGGCCGGCUAGCCAGUCAUCAACAGGGCGGAUUCUUCCCCUGUGCCCACAGGUCGCACCAUAAAUUCCACUCGGCAUGGAAUCCACAAAAAACAACAAAAGAAACAUCAACAGAAACUACAAGUGAAGGACUAAUACCGGACGACACGACGCAGAUUUGGGUCUUCGAUGGAAAGGACCCUGACGCACCCAUCCCUACCAAGGAUCCGUCUAUUUCCAAUUUGAGGAUCUCCCAGGCUUCCAUCGCCCUGGGCCAAAGCAAAUACGAUACAAAAAAAAAAAAAAGGGACGACUAAAGAGCUGGAGAGGACAACAAAGACGCGAAACUACUGCAC
Molecule: messenger RNA, 424 nt
Organism: Drosophila yakuba
Lineage: Eukaryota; Metazoa; Arthropoda; Insecta; Diptera; Drosophilidae
Exons: 2
Coding region: 83-385 (100 amino acids)
Source: RefSeq, a predicted model, not a curated record